AGAAGUUUGUAAGUUGGCUGCGGGGAAGUCCUUGAUCUUCGUCUCAGUGUUGUUUUGCCAAUCCGACCGACCAGUAGACAACAUGAGCGCCGGCCUCUUUGUUCUGUCUACAUUACUCAUCAUAUCUAUACUUUUAUAUGAAACUACAGGCAACCCCUCUGGCUGUGAAGAGUCUAUCACAACUGUUUGGGGCCAGAAUGUUUGCAAAGGUAGAAUCAUAUUUGAAGAUAAUUUUGACAAUUUAAACGUUUGGAAGUGGAAGCCCGAGGUGAAGAUGGAUGGUCUCGGGGAGGAUCAAUUUGUUAUAUUCGACAAACAACCACAAAAUUUGUUUGUACGAGAAGGAAGACUAUUCAUUGUUCCAGAAGUUUUGGAUGAGAGGACAGUUACUAGGGGCCAGAUGGUUCUAAAAGAGUGUACUGGACAAGAAAGGACAAUUGAAUGUACAAGGUUUGCAAACUCGUUCAACAUAAUUCCUCCUGUGCGCUCUGCUAAAAUCAGCACUCAAGACUCGUUCAGUUUUCGGUACGGUAUUGUGGAAAUAAGGGCCAAACUAUCCUCAGGAGACUGGCUUAUACCACAGCUUCUACUUGACUCAACGUUCGAAGAAUAUGGAUCACUAUUGCAGUCGGGAAGAGUUCGUAUUGCAAAAAUUCAUGGAAACGAAAAUCUAUUGACAGAUGAUUCAAUACAGGAUGAGAUAGGGGUUCGACGUCUUUUCUCUGAUAUUAUUGUUCGUGAUCGAAACUCCUACAAAGGCAAUGGAGUCAAGCUUUUCCGCUCAGUUCCUUGGAGCGACGACUUCCACAUUUUCAAACUAAUCUGGCUUCCAGAUAAAAUGCUUUUCUCCGUUGAUAAUGGUGAGAACUAUGAACUAUUUCCCGAAAUAAGCACAAAUUUAAUGGAUGCUCUGAAUAGAGAUGAAAUAGAGUUAGACGAGAGCCUUAGGAGUAAUUCUUCUUACAACGCACCAUUUGACACGGAGUUUUUCCUGUCAUUGGGUGUAUCUGUGGGAAGAUGUCCAGAGUAUACAAGAGGAUUUGAUGAUCUAAGGCCAUGGUCAAGGAAGGAGAAUACCAAAGCUGUACUGAACUUCUGGCAAGACCGCACUCACUGGCACACCUCGUGGAAUGGCAAAGACACUUCUCUACAAGUUGAUUAUGUCCGAGUGACUGCUAUUUGAGCAGAACGUCUAAUAAAUGUAAAUAGAAUAAAUAAGAUGAAUAAUAACUUCAUUCAUUGAUUCUUCUACCCUCUUUACAGUCGUUAAAACUCAGCAACAGCUGAUGUGUGAAUUUUGUUUACACAACAUGGAAAAUGGAGAGGAUGUAUACAAUUCGCUAAAAGGUGCCACGUUCUUAAUUCAUCUUAUUUCAGGAUCGGUGGCAGGAAUGUUAGAAUACAGUAUAUUCUAUCCUCUGGAUACUGUAAAGGUAUAUGUCAAGUAGAAGCUAGAAUAUGAUCAAAAUUUAUUGUAGAGAGAGUAAGUUUGGAUUAGUAAUACUUGAAUCAAUGAAGGUUAUUAUUCAACUAGUGUACAUUUUCUUUGUAUAGAAACAGAUUUUUACUUAAAUAAAAGGCUUUUUUAAAACUUU
Messenger RNA from Nilaparvata lugens (brown planthopper), 1595 nucleotides. RefSeq names its product beta-1,3-glucan-binding protein. The record is from RefSeq and is a predicted model, not a curated record. Gene Ontology annotation, molecular function: hydrolase activity, hydrolyzing O-glycosyl compounds. The coding region runs from base 83 to 1183 and encodes 366 amino acids. The transcript has 8 exons. Lineage: Eukaryota; Metazoa; Arthropoda; Insecta; Hemiptera; Delphacidae. Gene Ontology annotation, biological process: carbohydrate metabolic process.